Molecule: messenger RNA, 1088 nt
Organism: Meloidogyne enterolobii
Lineage: Eukaryota; Metazoa; Nematoda; Chromadorea; Rhabditida; Meloidogynidae
Source: the annotation of a GenBank genome assembly
UUUUCCAAUUUGAACAGAUAGAUACAGAGAAUAUGCUAGUGAGAAUAUAUCCAAAUGGAAGCGUUUUGUACAGUUCCAGAAUUUCUUUAGUUUGUUCUUGUCCAAUGUAUCUUCAAUUGUACCCUCUAGAUGUUCAAUAUUGUGACUUUGAUUUGAUUAGUUAUGCUCACACAACGAGGGAUAUAAUUUAUGAAUGGGCUGGGAAUGGAGAUGAUAGUGUUCAAAUAAAACAAGGUGUUGGCCAAGACCUUCCCGACUUUAAAUUGGAUUAUAUCGAUACAGGAGUGGAAUGCACAAGUCACACAAACACUGGUUCUUAUGCAUGUUUACGUAUGAGAAUACGUCUUUCUAGGCUUUUUACUUAUUUUGUUCUUCAGCUUUAUAUUCCGACAUCCAUGGUUGUUUGUGUAAGCUUGGUCAGCUUCUGGAUUGAUAUGCAUUCAACAGCUGGACGUGUUACCUUAGCAAUAACCACUCUAUUAACAAUAACAACUAUGCAAUCUUCAAUUAACGCAAAAUUACCUCCAGUCAGUUAUGUGAAGUGUAUUAAAAAACUGAACUUUAUAAAUUUUAGUGCACUUGUUGAAUACGCCAUAGUUUGCUAUCGGGAUUCUAAACUGAGAAAUUCUAGGAGGGAUUCAAUGAAUCUUAGACGGAAGCGAAAAUUGACAGCCGGAACUGGAAAUGAUGAUUAUGAGCUCAUGCUUCCACCAACGGAACGGCAAUGGGAUGAUCUAGCGGCUAUAGAAAAAUCCGCCAUAUAUGAUGAGGAGAAUGUGCCUUGUUCGUGCGAAUUGGGUGGAAUAGGCAAUGCUGUACUCGUGAGCCUAGGAAUGGUGCCAAUUGGCGGUCUGCUUCCUCAAUCUCUUCUUAUUCCACUUGCAGCAACCACACAAGGAGACUUUAGUGAAAAACAUAGACAACGCAAUACAUUUUGGUCUUGGCUCAGAAGAAAGUUGAAAAAGUCGGAUUAUCAGCCUGCCCGAAUUGACUAUUAUGCUCGUAUUUGGAUGCCCAUAUUUUUUAUUUUGUUUAGUUUUAUUUAUUGGACAGUUUGUUUGUUUAUGGCAUCGAAACAAUAUGUAUAA